Auxenochlorella protothecoides is the source of this 351-nucleotide messenger RNA. Its product is annotated as Succinate dehydrogenase [ubiquinone] cytochrome b small subunit, mitochondrial. The transcript is spliced from 2 exons. The coding region runs from base 1 to 351 and encodes 116 amino acids. Lineage: Eukaryota; Viridiplantae; Chlorophyta; Trebouxiophyceae; Chlorellales; Chlorellaceae. Gene Ontology annotation, molecular function: heme binding; ubiquinone binding. Gene Ontology annotation, biological process: mitochondrial electron transport, succinate to ubiquinone; tricarboxylic acid cycle. The record is from RefSeq and is a predicted model, not a curated record. Gene Ontology annotation, cellular component: membrane; mitochondrial envelope.
AUGGCGAGUGGGUUCGUGUAUGCCGACACCUCCAAGGGCCUGUAUAAGCUAUUCCAUAAAUCUCACUUUGCCCUUGCGGGCCUCGUCCCCGCUACCUUGGCCUUGCCGUCCGAUGGCUUCCCAGCCAAGCUCGCGGACGUGGGUCUCGCGGCAGUCCUCCCUCUCCACAGCCACGUUGCGAUGAACAGCGUGGUGACCGACUACGUUCCGAAGGCUCUGCAGCUCCCAGCCAGGGCAGGCGUGAUUGGACUCUCGGCCGUCACAUUCAUUGGGUUGAUGAAGCUCUCUCUCACAGGCGACGGCAUUGGCGGGACCGUGAAGAAAAUCUGGGCUGGUCCGCAGAAGGCUUGA